AUGCGCCUGAUCAACACGAGAACGCUGGAGCUCCACGAGUUCUCCAGCGAUGAUGUACCUCCGUAUGCGAUUCUGUCACAUACCUGGGGCGCCGAAGAAGUUACCUUCCAAGAUUGGCAGAAUCGCCGUCCCGCAGCCUCAAAGCAAGGGUUUUUGAAGAUUCAAAAUGCGUGCAGCCAAUCUCUGAGUCAGAACCUCGGAUGGCUCUGGGUUGAUACAAACUGCAUCGACAAGACCAGUUCAGCAGAGCUGACUGAAGAGAUAAACUCGAUGUUUGAGUAUUAUCAGAAGUCAGAAGUCUGCUUUGCUUACCUCGCGGAUGUUCCUACGUCAAGUGAGGAUAAAAACCUGCUGUUUUCGCAAAUCCGAGCCAGCCGUUGGUUUACCCGCGGCUGGACACUACAGGAACUAAUAGCACCGCGUCAUCUGGUGUUCUAUGCGGCUGAUUGGUCAAGGAUUGGCAAAAAAGAAGGACCUUUCGCUGAUCUCAUCGCUUCGAUCACAAAUAUUGAUACUAUUUAUCUCAGCGGUGUGAGGAACAUAUCUAGCGUCUCCGUUGCGAAGCGGAUGUCGUGGCUGGCGAACAGAAGAACAACAAGGAUUGAAGACAUGGCUUAUUGCAUGCUUGGUAUAUUCGACAUCAACUUGUCUCCUAUCUAUGGAGAAGGAAGGAGGGCGUUCUUUCGUCUCCAGGAAGAGAUCAUCAGGACUUGCAACGAUCAUACCAUCUUCUGCUGGGAGUGGAAUGAUGAUGUUCCAAGAGACUGGGCAAGUUUUCUUGCACCGUGGCCGACCGUGUAUAGAAGCGCUGGGGAUUAUGAACAGCUCAAUAGCGACGGGAUAUCUGUCUUUUCAAUGACUAAUGCCGGCCUAUCCAUUCGUCUACCCGUCAUAACAGCUUUCGGGGCCUCACACAUCACGGUUAGCUCUUGGUUUGUCAUGCUACAGGUGGCGCCAGCAGCAAGUGCUACUCUCAAGCAUCAAGAGGUAGCAUGUCUUCCGGUCAUGGGCCGUAGAGUAGGCGAUUUUCUGUACGUGACACGUUUGUCUUAUCCACCUCUGCCGAUGACUAUAUCGAGGGAUCAUGAGGCAAGCUUCAAAACAGAGUCUCUUAUCGUGAUGGACAGACUUUCAUAUCCCUCUAGACCCAUGCAUUUAUCGAGGGCCGGUGCAUCUCUUGCAAUGAACCGGUCCGUACCCGGUAGAAGGUCCAGAAAGGUGAACCACUAUACGGACGUCAGCGAUGACAACAUAAUCACGUUCAUCCCCAUCUUCGUAUCUCCGCGUCUCCAGGGCCAAUGGGACUUCCAUAAUCUGUACGGGGGCGAUAUUAAGCCGCGUUCGCUAUUGAGUGCUAUUACUCUGACAACUGACGCUGACAAUAUUGGGGUGGCGGCAAUAGUGAUCACAAGAGCCGGCAGGGUUCCAGUUCCAGAGUUUUAUAUCUUGCUGGGGGUAGAGAAGGGAAAAGACUCCGAUUAUGUCACGGCGAAACUUGUAGAAGCACGAGAGGCAUGGAGUGCUGAAGGCUUGGGGAAGACCAUGACGCAAUGGAGGCAACGAGUAGCUACGGGCCGCUCCGCAAUAUCAGGUGCAGAUUACAACGACAAUCUCGAAUUAGCAAUGGUACUAGGAAGGUCUACUGAUGUCAUAAGAAGUACCAGAAACUAUCAUUUCUUGUGUUUCUACGAGGGCGGCGUUGCACAUAGUGCAGCCAAGAUAGCACGAGGGAGGUUGUAG
Molecule: messenger RNA, 1740 nt
Organism: Fusarium mangiferae
Lineage: Eukaryota; Fungi; Ascomycota; Sordariomycetes; Hypocreales; Nectriaceae
Exons: 1
Coding region: 1-1740 (579 amino acids)
Source: RefSeq, a predicted model, not a curated record